Molecule: messenger RNA, 630 nt
Organism: Homalodisca vitripennis (glassy-winged sharpshooter)
Lineage: Eukaryota; Metazoa; Arthropoda; Insecta; Hemiptera; Cicadellidae
Product: glutamic acid-rich protein-like
Exons: 2
Coding region: 1-630 (209 amino acids)
Source: RefSeq, a predicted model, not a curated record
AUGGAGGAAAAUAAUUCUACAAAAAAAGAUGAUGAUGUAUGCAAAGGUGACAAUUUGACUCCAAGAAAAAUUGACAGAUUUUUACGAGAGCCAAAUGAAGAUGAUAGUGAUGUUAAUUUGAGUGGGGAAAGCGAAGUAUUUGACUCUGAUCGUGAUCCGGAAUAUCAUCCAAGUGUGGACAGUGAUUAUAGUGACACUCGAAAACCACGAUUCAGUGGACUAUUUGAAAAACGAUUUGAAAGACAAGGUGAUCAAGACAAUGUAGCAGGACCUUCAAUUACAGCCAGAGAUGACGUGACUAGUGAAGAUAGUGAAUAUGAAAAACUACUAAAAAAGAAAAACUACCGAAAAAGAAAGAAAGCUGUAAAAUGGGCAACUGAAAAAAAGAAAAAUUCAAGCAAGAAGAAAGUUACUGAGAACGAAACUGAACAAGACAAAGAUGAAAUAGACAAAACGGGUGACACUAGCGAGGAAGAAAAUAAAGAGGAAGAGAAUUAUUGUGAAAAAGAUGAAGAUAAUAAUAGCGAUGAUGAUUUUGAUGAAGAUGACGAAGAAGAAAAUUAUCAAGAGUCUCAAACAGAAGGAAAGGGAAAAAAUAAAGAGAAGAAAAGGAAGAGGACUGCAAGGUAG